CCGCCACGAUGCCCCUGUCUCACAGCAAGGCUGGGCAGAUGCAAUGCAGCACCAAGGCAUGCAGGAACCUCUUUGGCCCUGUGGACCACCACCAACUCAAGAAUGACUUUGAGGACCUGAUGAGGCAACACCUGGAGGAAGUUCAGGAGCGCUGGAACUUCAACUUUGAGACAGAGACUCCCUUGGAAGGACAGUUCAAGUGGGAGAGGGUCUUCUUGGCUGAGCAACCGUCCCGGGAGGUCCACAGCCUGGUCACGGGCAUCAGCAGUGAGAGCAGGAGCUCCUUGGUCCACAAGGUCCCCCCCAAGGACCAUCUUGGCAGGAUUUGCCCUGAGGCAUCUCAGCAGAGCUCGGAGGUCUACAGGGCUGGUUCCCCACAGGGCCUGAAACGUCGGCAGACCACCAUGAAAGACUUCUACAGCUCCAAGCGGAGGAUGGUCCCCGACAAGCCCAAGCCGUGAUGUGACAGUGCUCGGGGCCAGCUGCUGACGCUGAUGUCCCUGGGGGGUGUCCGUGGCUUUCUUCCCCCACCCUGUACUGUAUAUGCUGCCUGUCUGAAGCAACGUAGAGUCUGUAGUUUCCUAUUUAUGAGUAGCUCUGGGGUCCUGAGGGACCUCUACUGUGUGCAAUGUAGAGGAGUAGCCCACGCUGAGGCUUGUAGCCCAAUGGAGGAGGACUGAGAUGGGCUUGGUGGGACCAAGGUAUUGCCCUGCUGGCAGAGAAGAAAGUGUCCCCUGCCCUGGAGUGGUGGGGCCAAGCACCGUCCUUGCACCGUCCUGCUGCCCAGCCGUGGUCCUUCCCCUGCCUGAUGGCUGGCUGUGGAGGACACUUGCGUCCCAGCCACCCGGUGGCACCAGAUAGCCUUAAGAAAGGGUCACGGGGCAGAGCUCUGGGACAGCCUGGCCCUGAGGACACCCUGGUUGCUGGCACGUGGUGGUGGCCCUCUAGCCAGCAGGAUGGACCCAGGGGUGGUAAACCCUUGUCCGUGCGUGGAAGCAGAGCGAUGUGGGGACUGCUCCUUCCCACGGCUGCUUGGGAGAGGGAGCGCUGCUCCCUGGAGAGCCCUUGGGUGGCUCAUGGUGCCACCACCCAUCAGAUGGGCUGCGGAUGGUGACAAACCCGCUGGAGGUCCCCAGUGCUGAGCUCGGCACAGCCAUUGUGGGACCAGCGCUGCCUGGGGGAGGCUUUGGGGUCCCCUGCACCCUGCUGACCCAACCCCCCACUUCCUUACCCUGUUGGCUUGUUGAGUGGUGCUGCUUGCCCCCACGUUCCUGCCUCCAUCACCACUGGCACCAGGCUGGGGAGCUACCUGCGCCGGCUCUGGACUGCUCUAGGGACGCAUCCUGCUCACCAGCAGGGAUGACACCGAAAGAAGAAGUUGUAGCUUUUUUUUUUUUCUUGGACUUUUUUUUUUCUCCUUUGGGCCUGGGUGAGAGAGGACCCUCACCUAGCUCUGCAGGGUGAGUGGCUUUGGUUGCCUCUGGGACCAAGGGAUGUUCUAGCGCUGAAGGAUGAGUCCCUGCUCUUGAGGGACUCGACACUGUCAGGUCUCAGCACUUUCAUGGGGUUCAUCUCCUGCUCUGCUGGAUUUGGGCUCUGGAAACCGGUGCAAGAUGGUCCCAGGCAGAAAAGGGAUGGGGUCGACCUGCCUUGCACCAUGAAGCACUUUGCUCUCAGUGAAGCUGGCAAGCUCCCAGCACUAAAUCUUUAUUUAUGAAAAAAGAAAAAUAAUAAUGCUAUUAAGUCUGCAUGGGGGGGAAGGGGAAAUACCUGUUUGUCUACAAAUGUUAACUCCGAAUAAACACUCGCCUUGCGUAAGGGAA
This is a messenger RNA of Falco peregrinus (peregrine falcon), 1823 nucleotides long. RefSeq names its product cyclin dependent kinase inhibitor 1A (gene CDKN1A). Lineage: Eukaryota; Metazoa; Chordata; Aves; Falconiformes; Falconidae. The record is from RefSeq and is a predicted model, not a curated record. Gene Ontology annotation, molecular function: cyclin-dependent protein serine/threonine kinase inhibitor activity. Gene Ontology annotation, cellular component: nucleus. The coding region runs from base 9 to 461 and encodes 150 amino acids. Gene Ontology annotation, biological process: signal transduction by p53 class mediator; regulation of mitotic cell cycle. The transcript has 2 exons.